GGAGGACUCUGGGAAGGCAGGGGAGUCUGGGAAAGGAGAGAGAAGGCCGCACGCCUGGAGGGAGGGAGAAGAAGUCAGAAGGAGGAAGAGAGCAGGGGAGGGCACGCGGGCACGGAGGAAGAGAAAGGGCAAAGAGAAGCAGACUCAGGUGGGAAGAAGACAGGAGGGAGAGACGAAGCGAGGCAGAGAUGAGGUUGCAGGGCUCCCUGGCCUGCCUCCUGCUGGCCCUGUGCCUGGGCGGUGGGGAGGCUGGCCCGUUGCUGAGAGGAGGGGAGGAGGUCGGAGCAGAGGUAGGGCAGGCCAUGGGACACGGGGUGGGAGAUGCCAUUGGACAGGGGCUGGGAGACGCCAUUAGCCACGGAGUCGAAGAGGCCGUCGGCCAAGGGACCGGAGGGGCCGCCGGCUCUGCCAGCAGGCAGGCCCUGAGCCGCGGCAUGGAGGGGGCAGCCCAGGGCCUUGGGAACCCUGGGGAUGAGGCUGGCAGGCAGGCUGAGAACACCAUUCGGCUUGGAGGAGAUGCGGCUCACGGCUCCGGGCAGGCCAUGCCUGGCGGCAGUGGUGCUUGGGGAACCAACGGCCAGCCUCCAUCUGGAGGCCAUGGCAUCUUUGGUGCCCAGGGUGGCUCCGGAGGCCACAGCCAGGGUAAUCCUGGAGGCCUGGGCACCCCCUGGGGCCAGGGGUACCCCGGAGGUUCGGAUGGCAGCUUCGGAACCCACCCUCAGGGAGGCGCCUGGGGCCAAGGAGCCAAUGGAGGCUCUCCCAGCUGGGGGCCCAACGCUCAGGGGACCGUGGUCCAGCCCGGUUACGGCUCAGUGAGAGGCAGCAGCAAGUCACAUGCAGAGUGCACCAACCCCCCACCCUCCGGCUCAGGCGGAAGCUCCUCUGGCAACUCCGGGGGAAGCGGUGGCAACGGCGGCGGCAGCAGUGGCAGUGGUGGCAGCAGCAGCGGUGGCAGCAGUGGUGGCAGCAGCGGUGGCAGCAGUGGCAGUAGUGGCAGCAGCAGUGGCAGCAAUGGCGGCAGCAGCAGUGGCAGCAAUGGCGGUGGCAGCUCCGGGCCCAGCUGGGACUGUCCCUUAGAAAAUUCUAGGAAUUUUGAUCAAAGCAGCUACUCAGGCUCCCAGGGAUACAAUACCGGCUCUUCCUCUGGUAGCGGCGGUGGUAGCGGAAGCAGUGGUGGAAAUAAACCCGAGUGUAACACCCCAGGGAAUGAAGCCCGCGUGUCUGGAGGAUCUGGGGGUCAGGGCUUCGGAGGAGGACAGAGAGGGCCUGGCGGCUCUGGCGAUGUCAGGGAAAUAAACAAAGAAGGCAGUCACGUCGUUGGGGGCUCCCAAGGCAAUUAUCAGUGGCAAGGGUCCAGUGGAGGAGGUGAAGCUGUCAGUGGGAUCAAUACCUUGGACUCUCAGACGUCUCCUGGGCUCUUCAACUUCGACACCUUCUGGAAGAAUUUUAAAUCCAAGCUGGGUUUCAUUAACUGGGACGCUAUAAAUAAGGGCCAAGUCCCACCCCCCAGCACACGGGCCCUCCUCUACUUCAGCCGGCUCUGGGAGGAUUUCAAACACAACACCCCUUUCCUGAACUGGAAAGCAAUUAUCGAGGGUGCCGACCCAUCAUCGCUCCAGAAGAGGUCGGGCGGUGCCGGCCAGUCUGGCACAGGAUGGCAAGAGGCGGCAGCUGUAACUUCUAAGCACAACUAUAACCAGCAGGCAUACCCUACUCCCCCUGGUGGGCAGUACUCAGCCAAGAUCCCCUCUAAGGGGGGAGCCACGCCUUCUUCCUCGGCUUCCCGGGUGCAGCCUGGCCUGCUGCAGUGGGUGAAGUUCUGGUAGAAAAUUAUUUCCAGUCACCACUGAGGCGCCGAAAAACCACAGUCUUCAAGGAGUCCGACCAACCCCGUCCCCAGCUUCCCACCCCCCAUCCCCCCGCCCCCCGUGUCAGGCUUGAUCUAGGUGCUGACACCUGCUUUUUCCAGGUUGGGGACCCAGUCUGUCUGUCCCUUGUCUCUUGCAACCGCACUGUGGUGUCUCCUUGGCCAGCAACCUCAUCGGAUAAACCCGCCACUUUUCUUCACUUACUCCGUUUUGUGACCUGAAGUCAGUGUGACAAUUCUUCAGAAGAAGCUUCUCCUCCUGAGUUUUGUGGAAAUAAAGCCUGAAUAUUGUUACCCU
This is a messenger RNA of Hyaena hyaena (striped hyena), 2165 nucleotides long. It is a transcript of the gene DMKN, whose product is annotated as dermokine. The transcript has 21 exons. The record is from RefSeq and is a predicted model, not a curated record. The coding region runs from base 189 to 1826 and encodes 545 amino acids. NCBI's taxonomy places the organism in Eukaryota, Metazoa, Chordata, Mammalia, Carnivora, Hyaenidae. Gene Ontology annotation, biological process: cornified envelope assembly.